ACAAACACGGUCUUUCGAUCAUGAAGUUUCCAAUUUUUGUUGCUGCGGCCCUGGCUACCCUGGUAGCUAUUGAAGCUGCCAAGAUGGUCCGUGUGAAGCGAGAGGCAUUGGCCAGCAGGGACAAAAGGGCAGCGGUCAGUUUUGCCAGCCUCGCAGGCGAUGCACACCUGGGAGUGUUCUCUAGCUUCAGGGCCGCAAACGAUGACAUCGUGGAGACUCCCAAAGGAGUCAGCCGCCGACGCCUGAAGCAGACAUUCGGGGACCUGGAAGUGAUCGGCGCCUCGGCGGAGGCUGAGUCAGACCAGACGGGUCACCUCACCGGCCACAUGUACGGGAGCGUGGCCACUGGACUCGUCAAGGACAUCCCCGACCCUGAGGCGUGUCAGAGGUCAAUUGAUGAGAUGCUCGAGAUUGCGAUCACUGGAGAGCACUAUGACGUCAAUGAUCCGAACAUUGAUAAUAAAGACGGUCGCCGAGUGGUCUGGGUCGAUUCUGAAACUCACGUCGGCUCUCUGGCCUACCGUGUGGAAUUCUUGUAUGUCAGCUCAGAUAUCAUCAGCAGACCAGCUUACUACAUCAAUGCUUGUACCAAGGAUGUCAUUGUCAGCUUCGAUCAGCGUGCAGUCCCAGCGUCGCUGGAGUUGGCGGGAACCCCAAGACAGGCCGCACUGUAUACAACACCAACGGACUAUGUCUGA
Aplysia californica (California sea hare) is the source of this 698-nucleotide messenger RNA. RefSeq lists its product as uncharacterized. The coding region runs from base 21 to 698 and encodes 225 amino acids. The transcript has 5 exons. NCBI's taxonomy places the organism in Eukaryota, Metazoa, Mollusca, Gastropoda, Aplysiida, Aplysiidae. The record is from RefSeq and is a predicted model, not a curated record.